ACCAAGAAGGUUUAGUCUGCUGAAAUUAAACGGCUGCUUGCACAAAGAAGAAACCAGGUCGUCAUUAGCAAAUUUAGAUAAGAAUUGAACAGCGAAAGAGCCUUUUCUUUAAGCUGGCCAGCCAGUUGUGUUUCAAGCAGCAUGACUCCUCUGUUCAGUGCCUGGCUAUUUCCACUGCCGCUCCUUCUAACCCUCAGCAUUCAGGGGCUGACCGAAGCUUGCAGCUGUGCCCCUGCUCAUCCACAGCAGCAAGUCUGUCAUUCUGCUUUAGUGAUUCGUGCAAAAAUUUGUAGUGAAAAAGUGAUUGAAGAUUCACCUCAUACUCAUAAAAUGAUCCGGUAUGAAAUCAAACAAAUAAAGAUGUUUAAAGGUUUUGAAAAGCUGAAAGAUGUUCAGUAUGUUUUUACACCUUUUGAUUCAUCUGUUUGUGGGAUAAAAUUAGAAGCUAACAAGAAGAAAGAGUAUCUCCUUACAGGUCAAAUUUCAGAUGAUGGAAGAGUUCGUAUUCAUUUAUGCAAUUUUAUUAAACCAUGGAAUGACCUUACCUUAUCUCAAAAGAUAAAUCUAAAUCAGAGAUAUGAAAUGGGCUGUGACUGUAAAAUUUCUGCCUGCUAUUCAGUGCCCUGUUCCAUCACUACACCCAAUGAAUGCCUAUGGACAGAUUGGCUGACAGAGAAGAAGGUCUAUGGAUAUCAAGCAAAGCAUUACGCCUGUAUUAAGCGCAGUGAUGGAACUUGCCAUUGGUAUCGUGGUGGUCCUCCUGUAGAGAAAGAGUUUGCUGAUAUCACUGAACCAUAAAUAAUUUUGGGGGGAAAAGUGAG
Python bivittatus (Burmese python) is the source of this 821-nucleotide messenger RNA. RefSeq names its product TIMP metallopeptidase inhibitor 4 (gene TIMP4). The record is from RefSeq and is a predicted model, not a curated record. Gene Ontology annotation, cellular component: extracellular matrix. Gene Ontology annotation, molecular function: protease binding; metalloendopeptidase inhibitor activity. Lineage: Eukaryota; Metazoa; Chordata; Lepidosauria; Squamata; Pythonidae. Gene Ontology annotation, biological process: negative regulation of membrane protein ectodomain proteolysis; negative regulation of endopeptidase activity; response to hormone.